UCUAUUGGAUUACAAAGUAAAAUCCAGUGGCUAGUGGUAAAAAUGCUUGUAUGAAAAUUGGACGAUAAGAAAAGCCUGCGCGCGCAUUUCCGCCAUGUUGAAAUUCUAUCCCACUCCCAUGGCACAGUAAGAAGUAAGCAGGACGUAGGUAACAGCUGUUUUGUGCAACUAAUUUUGUGAAGGGUUCACCAAAAUUAAACAAUCAACUAGGUAAAGAAUUUGUUCGAUUCUGAAUCCUGAACGUUUAAUACAGCGUGAGCACGUACGUGUCCUCAAGUGAGUUACGAAAUAAAAUUCGAAAAUUAUCGAUUUUACACACUCAAGUUUGCUUAGUGGUACUGUUUGAUAUUGUGUUUGUUUUAUCCUUAAAGCGACUACUUUGUACAUAUUUAUGAGCUUCUGUUAAAAAAAAAGAAUCGAUAACAGUUGGUAUUUGCUUUCAUUACGUGAAUGUAAGGAUAGAGACGACUAAAUACGACUACUGUGACAUCACUGUAAGGCUCAUACAUAGCUGCUUUACUUCGUUUCUCCAGUGGGAAUAUUUGAAAGAUGGCUGGCGGAGGCGACCCCAAAUGGCCGAAGGAGGCGGCGGACCAAAACUUCGAUUACAUGUUCAAGUUGCUCAUCAUUGGAAACAGUUCUGUUGGAAAGACUAGUUUUCUGUUUCGCUAUGCGGAUGACUCUUUCACUUCAGCAUUCGUGUCUACUGUAGGCAUUGACUUCAAGGUCAAAACUGUCUUCCGCCACGACAAACGUGUAAAACUCCAGAUAUGGGACACGGCGGGCCAGGAACGUUACCGCACAAUCACGACGGCAUACUACCGUGGAGCGAUGGGCUUCAUCCUCAUGUAUGAUAUCACCAACGAAGAGAGUUUCAACAGUGUUCAAGACUGGGUCACGCAGAUCGAAACCUAUUCGUGGGAUAACGCUCAAGUGAUUCUGGUGGGAAACAAGUGUGACAUGGAAGAGGAACGCGUGAUCAGCCAGGAGCGCGGUCGGCAGCUCGCUGAACAACUGGGUGUUCAGUUCUUCGAGACCAGUGCUAAGGAGAACAUUAAUGUUAAGGCUGUAUUCGAGAAACUAGUGGACAUCAUUUGCGACAAGAUGUCAGAAAGUCUCGAUUCGGAGCCAGCCAUGGUCGCCGGUGGAGCUCGCGGGCAGAAGCUCACAGAGCAGCCGCAAGGAAACAGCAACCCUAACUGCAACUGUUAAUGACAUAAAAAAAAUUAUUCCUGCCUUGAAAAUACUGGAAUUGACUCAGAGUAUCAUUUCUAUUUCUCUUUAAAUUCAAUAAUUGAAACAAUCCGCUGUAACGUCACAGAAAUGUAGAGAUUUUAUUCAUUUUUUUAUCCAGUAUCUUCAAGGUUUAUUUUUAUAAAACUAUUUCUUUUUUAUCCGUAGUUCCUAGUAAUGAGUAAUUCUACGUGAUGAACUAUUCUUUGAUAAUAAAUUAAUUUAAAUCUUGCGUACUUUACGUGAUUCGCGUUUAAAAUGAAUGUGUCGAGGAGAAAGCAUAGUUUGUUAAAGGUUGAGUAACAAUAAUGGAAAAAUAUGUAUUAGCUUAGGUGUUAAGUAGCCUCUAUAUAUUUCGAGCUGGAGUAGGGAUCUGACUCUUCUGUAGUUGUUAAUAUAUUAUCUUUUAUGAUAACUGUAUUCGAAGUUUUCAAUGUAACGAAAGUUUGCGCAAGCUGUUAAAUAUAUUAACCGCAAUUAUUGCUUUUGGUGUUUGCGUUUAGUUAAAAUUGGUUAAUGAAUGAGGUUUACAACGAGAUAAAUGUAAGCUAAUGACGAAUACUGUAUUGAUUUUGCGCAAAGAGAGAAUCAUAUGUGCAUGUGCAAUAGGCGAGGAAGACUUGUGGAAAUCGGACCAAAGUCAAAUUCAUUUGCUUUUUCACUAUGUAAUAGGCUUUUUAAAGGCGCAAAAUAUUUUUAGAAAUAAUUUAUAAUCUAUGUGUGCAUUUAAAUGGACUAAAGCUAUGCAUUCCAUUAUUUUAUUUGCUUUAUAAAUAAAUUAAUUUCU
Messenger RNA from Colias croceus (clouded yellow), 2020 nucleotides. RefSeq names its product ras-related protein Rab-3 (gene Rab3). Lineage: Eukaryota; Metazoa; Arthropoda; Insecta; Lepidoptera; Pieridae. The record is from RefSeq and is a predicted model, not a curated record. The transcript has 6 exons. Gene Ontology annotation, cellular component: endosome; synaptic vesicle; plasma membrane. The coding region runs from base 550 to 1212 and encodes 220 amino acids. Gene Ontology annotation, biological process: protein secretion; regulation of exocytosis; protein localization to plasma membrane. Gene Ontology annotation, molecular function: GTPase activity; GTP binding.